UCGGGGCCUCACUGGGCCUCAGUGCGGGACGAGUCGGAGAGUCCCAGGCGCGAAGUCUCCCGGCCUGGAAGAAGGGUGGCCGGAGGUGCGAGAUGCAAGCGGGGAAGCCCAUCCUCUACUCCUAUUUCCGGAGCUCCUGCUCAUGGAGAGUUCGAAUCGGUGUCACCGCCCCCCCACCCCGUGUGCGCGCUUUGGGGUCACCUGAGCCCCUUUCCUUGGCUCUUGGAUGCCUUCCUGAGACAGUAAUUGCACAUCUCCGGCAAACAAGUACUGUUCCAGGACCUGGAGGGGGCAGAGCUCUGGCCUUGAAAGGCAUCGACUAUGAGACCAUACCUGUCAACCUCAUAAAGGAUCAGGGACAGCAGUUCUCUGAAGAAUUCCAGGCACUGAAUCCCAUGAAGCAGGUGCCAGCCCUGAAGAUCGAUGGCAUCACCAUAAGUCAGUCUCUGGCCAUCAUCGAGUUCCUGGAGGAAACUCGGCCCACUCCACGCCUCCUGCCGAAAGACCCGAAGAAGAGGGCCCAGGUUCGCAUGAUUUCGGACACCAUCGCCAGCGGCAUCCAGCCCCUGCAGAACCUGUCUGUCCUAAAGCAAGUGGGACAGGAGAACCAGCUGGCCUGGGCCCAGAAGGUCAUCCACACUGGCUUUAACGCUCUGGAGCAGAUCCUGCGGAACACAGCGGGGAAGUACUGCGUGGGAGACGAGGUGUCCAUGGCUGAUCUCUGCUUAGUGCCUCAGGUGGCAAACGCUGAAAGGUUCAAGGUGGAUCUCACUCCCUACCCGACCAUCAGCCGCAUCAACAAGACACUGCUGGCUUUGGAGGCUUUCCAGGUGUCUCACCCCUGCCGGCAGCCAGACACACCCCCGGAGCUGAGGGCCUAGCUCUCCAACUGUGCCCCACGGGUGAGGGGGCAGGAGAGGUGCAGGAGCAGAAGCCGGGGUUGCUGAACAUUCCUGGAAACAAGAGAGCCCUAACUGGAGAAGCAGGAGACCUGAACUCCUUGAACUUGGACUCUAGCCCUGGAUCCGCCUUCCCACUGUACCUCUUUGUACCUCAGUCCCCUCCUCUGUCCAGUGCAGGUAGUGCGGGGGAGAGGAUGCUGGGAGGGAGGGAGGCAGGAACAUCACCAGUCAUCUGCGUCAUGGGCAAUCGUGAAGGUGAGGGGAGAAAGUAGCCCAAGAUGCUUGGCGGGUGCGCCAGAGAGACGUAAGGGAGCCUGCGCGCUUCUUCCCAUCCCCACAGUUGUACCAGACUCUAGAGAAUGCCCACUCUGAAAUUUGAUGAUUAAACAGAAGUCCAGGCCUCCA
Neogale vison (American mink) is the source of this 1307-nucleotide messenger RNA. RefSeq names its product glutathione S-transferase zeta 1 (gene GSTZ1). Gene Ontology annotation, molecular function: glutathione transferase activity; maleylacetoacetate isomerase activity. Gene Ontology annotation, cellular component: cytoplasm; mitochondrion. The coding region runs from base 93 to 881 and encodes 262 amino acids. NCBI's taxonomy places the organism in Eukaryota, Metazoa, Chordata, Mammalia, Carnivora, Mustelidae. The transcript is spliced from 10 exons. The record is from RefSeq and is a predicted model, not a curated record. Gene Ontology annotation, biological process: L-phenylalanine catabolic process; glutathione metabolic process.